GUAAUGGCGGCAGCGGCCGGGAUGGGCCUCUUAUUGUGUCAUUGGGGGAAAUCGUGUUUUCAGUUUUAAAUGAGCAUUUUUAGAUGAGACUGAUCCGUUUUUAAAGAGCACCGAAGAAACCAAAAGAGGUUGAAUUUCGAACCUGUUGCAACUUUUAUAAGAAGACACAAUGGAAGAAGAUGAAGAUUACGACCUUCUCGGAGUCGACCGCUCUGAAACAAAGGUGGGCCCGCUCGGCGCACGAGAGAAGGGUUCCGAGGAAAGGCUCGAGAAGAAGGAGGACAGGAGGACAGGGCUGAGGUGUUGUCAGCGUGACACUGAAACCUUUGGUGUCCACCCCGGGGACCUGGGUGUGCCCAUUCCUGUGGCAUCAGACCUGCUUUCAGCUCCGCUCCCUGUCCACCCUUUUCCUCAUCACGCAGAAGACAGUGUUGUUCUAGAUGUGGAGCUCACGGCGGAGGUUCGAGUGGAGGAUGGGUCGAUGCUGGCUCUGUUCCCCUCUGUCAUUCCUGGUCUUCUUCGAACAGGGAAGCCAGGCUUCUUUUGUGAUCAGCUGCCCUCCAUGUUAAACUGGACUCGCUCCGCGUGGACAAAAAGUUCGAGGGGAUAUAUGCUGAAGAGCGUCUCGUGUCCUGUCUCUCACUCCUUCUGCUCCCGAGACGUUAUCAUGAGUCCUGUGCUGGAUGGGAGAACUACUGCUGACAUUGCUGCUCCUCCCAGUGCAAUGCAGACAGUCAAAAGCCCCCUGCCUUCAUCUCCAUCCACAUCUCCCUCUUCCCCUUCAUCUGCUCCCUCAUCUCCUUCAUCCUCACCUUCAUCUUCCAACUCUUCUCCUGGCGGAGCGGCUGUCAGUUACCAUGACAACAGGAGCUGUGCCGAGGGCGGUGCAGUUACCAGUGCGACGGGUGACGUAGUGUCAUCCACCUCCAUUUCCAUGCCACCUCCCUCUCACGCACUUCCUUCUUCUUCCAAUCCCUCCAUCCAUGUGUCAUCCGCCUUGCCCCGCCCCGCCCCGGGACGGUCCAGCAUUGAGAUAUACGACCCGUUCCACCCCACUGAAGGAGAGGGGGAGAGAGAAGGCAGGGCCACUGAUGAGGAAAAUGAAGUAGACGAGGAGGAUGGUGACAAAUAUGAUCCAUUUGACCCCACGGGGUCCCCGGUCUCAGAGAGAGGGAGGGAGCGGGGGAUGGGAGCCCAGAGUGAUAGAAUGUCUUCUGAAGUAGCUGGUUCCAAGUCUAGGAAGUCCAUAUUCCCAGCAGAGAUGCACGUGGAAGGAGCAGCACCACGGAAGAAGAGGGACAGGGGUCCCUCAGCCUCCUCCCCAUCAGCCAAACUGCAAGAGGAGAGAGAGCAGGCCCGGGGGGGUGAUGGGAAGGGGGCAAGAGAACGAGGAAGAGAGAGAAAGCACAAUGAAUCGGACAACUCAGAAAUCGAAGAGGGCGAGAUCGUAGCCGUGGGUGACCGCGAGAGGGACAGGAGGCGGGACAGCGCAGGGGAACGGGUGCUUGUCCCCGGUAGUCCCUUCCUACACUCGUGCCCCAAACCGGAGAGGAUCCUUCGUGUUCUGGACGGCGAGGACUUUGUGUCUGUAAGAGCAGAAGGCGACUGGGCAGUGGGAAGGGAGAGGGAUGGCGUUGGGGACUUGAGGAGAAAACUGGUGAACCGCCGAAAGGAAAGAUACAGGUCGUGUUGCUCAUCGUCCCUGUCCCCGCCGCCCCCCCUUCCUCCACCGCCAGCCGUCCCAGCUGCUGCAGAAAAGGAGCGAAGCAGGAAGUCAGGGAAAAGUUCCAAGGAGCGGGAGAAACGCAAGCGGAAGCAGGAGAGGGACGGCAAGAAGGAGGACAAGGGAACGGUAAAGGACAGGGGAAGCCGGGAGAGGAAAGAGAGGGUCUCGGAGCGGGAGGUCAGGAGGGGAGCCGAGGAGAAACGGAGGGAGGACGACAGAGGCAGGAGCAGCAGGAGCAACAGCAGCAAGAGGAGAAGGAAGAACAGCUCAAAGCGCUCCUCGCACUCCCGCUCACGGCUCUCCUCCCACCGGCAAAAGCAUCGGCAGCACUCUUCGUCCAGCCCCUCCGAGGACAGACGCAGGGACUGGAUCCGGGAUAGAGAGCGCAACCGGGACAGACGGGAGAAAAGGGAAAGGGGACGCGAGCGAGACUGCAGCAGGAAGGGUAAGCAGAAGAAGGAGAGGAGAGACAGACCUGAGAAGUCCAGCAGCAAAGAUGGAAGGGGGGGCAGCCGGAAAAAGGCGAAGGAGGGCCAGGAGCGAAGAGACGGGGACAGAGAGAGGGACAGGCGGCGGCAGGACGGCCGACCUGUCGUGCCUCCAUCUAUCCAGGACCUCAACGGCUCUGACUUGUUUGCUAUCAAGCGCACCAUCACCGUGACGACGACUGCUACAGCACCGGAGUCAUCGCUGCCGCCGCCCCCCCAGCCCCUACAGGAGAGCCCACGGCAUGCGUCCGACAAGCCUCGCAAGAAGAAGAAGAAGAGGAAAAGACGAGCAGAGGAGCAGCAGCAGAACGAGGACGAGGAGCCCCUGAGCAGGUCUCGCGACUCCUCCAUCACGCCACUGAGGUACGACGGCUUUGACUCAGACCAGUUCUCUGAGAAGCUGGGUGUGGAGGUGCUGUCUCUGGACGGGGAGGCUCUUGACUCCGACUAUCCCUCCCUGGAGGACACUCCCCCUCCUCUGCCGCCGCCAUCCCCGUGUCCGAGUCCCAAGCCCAAGUCAAAGUCCAGAACCGGAAGACAUGUCAAGAAGAAGUUGAGAACGAGUAAAAAGUCCAGCCUUUCUGAGCCAUCCGUCAGACCAAAGUCUCCGUCUUCUCCCUCAGUCACCCCCGUGUCUCCAGCAGCCCUCGUCCCCCACCUGCCCGCCAAGCGGCAACGCAAGGCAGGGAAAGAGCGAGACAAAGGGGCCAAGAAGGAAGGUGGGCGCUCUGGAAAGUCCAAGAAGCUGAGCCGUGGUGCUCGUAAAGCCAAGCUCCAGUCCAAGGUGUCGGUUCUGGUACGCGACGGGGUGAGCAGCACCACGGGAGGGAGCGGAUCCGGGAAGCGGGGCAUCAUUGUCGGGGCCAGUAAGGACCUCCCCGCUCAAAGUGGCACCGCCGGUGGAGCGGUUGUCGGGGGCUCCAUCGCGGUGGUCUUCCGUAGAGACAACGAGAGUAGAUCGCCUUUCCUCAAGCCCUGCGCCGAACCCGUGUCCAUGUCCGGCAGAAGCAAGGACUUCAGCUCCAAAUCUCGGAAAGGCGGAGUCCUUUCGGCCUUGGCCCCACCUUCCUCCUCAUCGUCCUCUUCUUCCUGCUCCUCCCACCUUUCAGCCGUUGAGCCCAAGAAGGCCAAACCCAGCUCGACUACCUCCGCCUCCUCGUCCUCCGCCUCGUCUCCUUCCUCUGCGUCCACGACCAAGCAGAAGCGCAAGCAGGCCAAGAGGGACUACAGAGAGGCAGUAGGCGGUGCCCACGAAGACGCCGGGGCGGACGACCGCUGUGGAAUAGGGGGGAGUCCCUGGGGCGUCGCCGCAUUGGACACACAGUCCAGCAGCAGCACGUCCAGCACCAAGCCUUCCAGCCCGCUUCCCCGGCCACUCGCUCCACCACCAUGUCCCUCUUCGUCGUCCUCGGCCGGUCAGGCCCCGCCCUCUUCACCGCCCCCGCACACUCCUCCGCUCCCCCUGCCAGCUUCUCGCGACACCAGGGAGUCCAGCCCGGACUCCCAAACGGUCGACAGCAGCUGCAAGACCCCCGAGGCUCCCUUUCCAUCUGAGGACAGCACCGCUCCUGUGCAAGUUGUACCGUCAGCAUUGCCUCCCAGCAUUUCCUCCAGCCCACCGGCACUACAGACCUCGCUGGGCGCCGCCGCCACCGCCACCGCGGGCUCCUUAUCGGCCCCGGAGCUCAAGCUCGUCCCUGAUGAGCCGAAGGCCCCGGCAUCUCCGCCCUGCUCCUCCUCCGCCACUUCAUCGGCCAGCUCCACGGUCGCCUCGCUCGCUCUUUCCCUCCCUACUUCAUCUGCAGACCAGUCCUCAUCCGCAUCCUCUUCCGUGUCCUCAUCCUCGACCAACAAGCCCCCGGCCCCGCCCCCGCCACCACCAACUGCCCCGCCCCUCCCGUGGAGUUUGCAGACGGGAGUGGACUGUACUGCUGGUGGAGUUCUUGCCCUGACGGCUCUGCUCUUCAAAAUGGAAGAGGCCAACUUGGCAAGUCGUGCCAAAGCCCAGGAGUUCAUCCAAGCUACGAGCCAGAUUCUCUCACAGGCAAACCAGAGCCAGUCGCAGCUCCUGCCGCCCGCUUCUGCCCCUUCUUCUUCGUCUUCAUCCUCAUCCCAGACUCUUCCUCUACCAUCUGUGGCCCCAGCUCCGGCCCCCACUCCUGGCCAGUUUAUCCUUCAUGGCUCCCUCCCGUUGGUCGGCUGCACCAAGACUCCACCUUCUCACAUGCAUCCUGGCCUGUCAGGGGGCGGAGGGUGCGCGCAGACUCCUCCUGUGCCCGUACACAGUGCGUCGUCUGGACCCACAGCUGUAUCCGGGGACCCUGCAUGGGAUGGUGAAGGAAAAGACCCCGACAAGUACCUAAAGAAGCUACACACCCAGGAGAGGGCUGUCGAGGAGGUGAAACUGGCCAUCAAGCCCUACUACCAGCGCAAGGACAUCACCAAGGAUGAGUACAAGGACAUCCUGAGGAAGGCCGUGCACAAGAUCUGCCACAGUCGCACGGGAGAGAUCAACCCGGUGAAGGUGAGCAACCUGGUCAAGCUCUACGUGCAGAGAUACAAGUACUUCCGGAAGCACGGGCGGAAGAUGGACGAGGAGGAGCGGGAGGGGGACAGAGAGCCGGCCGCGCUGCAUUCUUCCUCGUGAUGCCGUCCAGAAAUGCCCCGCCCGCUCUCCCGGCUUUCACGAGCUGUGCUUGUUCCCACCGCGUUGGGCUGGAAGACGUCGAACUGCGCGCUCCUCGUCCUACGCCUUUUCGUCCCCGAAGCCCCGGCCUUGUUCACGCCAACGAAACAUACGCACUUGCGCUGUUUGAUUUCCUUUCGCUUGUCUUGCUGUACAGAUGCAUCAACAGAAACACAAUUAAUGUAACUGUGAAUUACACCGGGAAUACAGAAACACGCUGACAUUGUACAUACUGUAAGUACACUACACACACAUUGACACACAUACACCCCACACAUCACAUACAUGCGCGCACACACACACACACACACACUUUGUCAGUUGUGUACAGGUUUUAUUGUCGGUUGGGUGUUGAUUCAUAUAAAUAUAGGGAUUUCACAUACGUGUUCUUGCCUCAUGUCUUUAUUGAGUGUCACUGUUUGCCCAGAGAACAGUGAUGACUGAGCAUCCAGGAGCGGAGAUGGGAGAUGAGCAGUCAGUGACCGGAGAAGUCUUUUCAGUCGAGCAACUGUCAAUAGCAGUAGGUUCGGCGCCCACAUGCAGUACCGGCGCUGAACUGUGGGGGUCACUGCAGUGCACUUUACUCGGGACCCGCCGGAGACACCCAAGCGACGGGCGGAGCAGCAGCUCGAGACCAACGUGUGUGUCCGUUGGAACCCAUCCUGUAGCGCCUAGUUUUUGGACGUUUGUUUCACUUUCCAUUGCAUUUACACUGGUAAAUCCAGCAUUCUUCUGAGGAAAAAAAUGCACAUUGGUUUAAAGACCUUUCAGCCAUUUGUACAGAUUAAAUGGUUUAUUUGCUUCUUCUGGUUUUCUUCAUCGUUUACGCUGAUUAUGAUCAUUCUAGUCUUCAGAAGUACCGGUGAAAUGAAUUUCUGGUGUUUGUGAAUAUAUAAGGUAUACUGUGGUAGGGGAAACUACUAGGUUCCAGUCGACAGGGCCAAGGAAGGAGGCAGGCAACCAUUCAUUAUGAACAUGUAUUGAAACAAGGGUUCAAUCAGCGCGAUACUAUGCUGUCAGUCCAAGGAUUUGUAACCCACACACACGCACCUUGUCUGAAACCGCUUGUCCCGA
This is a messenger RNA of Scleropages formosus (Asian bonytongue), 5974 nucleotides long. It is a transcript of the gene scaf1, whose product is annotated as SR-related CTD-associated factor 1. The coding region runs from base 170 to 4861 and encodes 1563 amino acids. The transcript has 10 exons. Gene Ontology annotation, molecular function: RNA polymerase II C-terminal domain binding. Lineage: Eukaryota; Metazoa; Chordata; Actinopteri; Osteoglossiformes; Osteoglossidae. The record is from RefSeq and is a predicted model, not a curated record.